AUGAGGUUCCAAUUGAUGGCUAUUGCUGCCGCCUUCGUCUGCCGUGCCGCAGCGAUACCACUUCAGCCUUACAGCCCCGAGCUUCAUGCCGUCGCAGUCAAGGGCCGCGCCAAUUCAGAUGAAUCGGAUGAGCUGCAAGAUGGACCCUGCAAAAAGACAACUUUUAUCUUUGCGCGUGGCUCCCUCGAGCCAGGUAACAUGGGUUUUGUCGUUAGUCCCCAAGUGUGUGCGGACCUAAAGACUACUCUUGGAGCGGAUGCCGUGGCAUGCCAGGGAGUAGGACCACCAUACAAUGCCACCAUCGCAGACAACUUCGAUCCUCAGAACACUAGUCCUACUGAUAUCAAAGCGGCAACUGACCUGUUCGACUUGGCCAACACGAAGUGCCCAGACACAAAGAUUAUCGCGGGUGGAUAUAGUCAAGGCACAGCCGUCCUGGAUGGCUCGAUCCAGGCCCUCCCCGCGAGUAUUAAAGCCAAGGUCACUGGUGUUGUUCUUUUUGGGUUCACACGCAACAAGCAAGACGGGGGUCGGAUCCCCAAUUAUCCUACCAACCAGACCAAAAUAUUCUGCGCCAGCGGUGACAUUGUCUGCGACGGAGAGCUGAUCAUCACUCCGGCUCACCUAGGCUAUGGCUCGGAUGCUGCAGCGGCAGCAAGCUUCCUUGUCUCAAGUCUAAAUUAG
Messenger RNA from Talaromyces rugulosus, 684 nucleotides. RefSeq lists its product as uncharacterized. Gene Ontology annotation, biological process: carbohydrate catabolic process. Gene Ontology annotation, molecular function: cutinase activity. The record is from RefSeq and is a predicted model, not a curated record. Gene Ontology annotation, cellular component: extracellular region. The coding region runs from base 1 to 684 and encodes 227 amino acids. The transcript is spliced from 3 exons. NCBI's taxonomy places the organism in Eukaryota, Fungi, Ascomycota, Eurotiomycetes, Eurotiales, Trichocomaceae.